Sardina pilchardus (European sardine) is the source of this 1765-nucleotide messenger RNA. It is a transcript of the gene tmem101, whose product is annotated as transmembrane protein 101. The record is from RefSeq and is a predicted model, not a curated record. The coding region runs from base 19 to 786 and encodes 255 amino acids. The transcript has 4 exons. Gene Ontology annotation, biological process: positive regulation of canonical NF-kappaB signal transduction. NCBI's taxonomy places the organism in Eukaryota, Metazoa, Chordata, Actinopteri, Clupeiformes, Clupeidae.
UUUCCGCCCGUAAUCAACAUGGCGGCCCCGGGUAGACGAGAGUUGCUGAGGACCUUAUCCCAGUUCGGCGCUUUCAUUCUGACCCGGUUCGGGUUCUGGAAUUGUUUUAGCAUGCUCAUGCUGUUUGCUGAAAGAGCCGAUGUGAAAAGGAAGCCCGAUAUCCAGGUACCGUACCUGUACAUAGACAUGGGUGUGGCGGUGUUGUGCGCCAGCUUCAUGUCGUUCGGAGUGAAGCGUAGGUGGUUCGCCCUUGCUGCCGCUAUUCAGCUUGCUUUGAGUACUUACGUCUCCUACGUGGGAGGACUGGUUCACUAUGGAGACUGGUUAAAGGUGAGGAUGUACUCCCGGGCCCUGGCCAUCAUUGGGGGAUUCCUGGUUCUGGCGAGUGGAGCCGGGGAAGUGUACCGACAGAAACCCAGGACCCGAUCACUGCAGUCCACAGGCCAGGUGUUCCUGGGGAUCUACCUGAUCUGCAUGGUGUACUCCCUGCAGCACAGCCAGGAGGACCGCAUGGUGUACCUGGACCACAUCCCCGGCGGGGAGCUGACGGUGCAGCUGCUGGUGGUGGUGUUCGGCGUGCUGGCGCUGGCCUUCCUGUCGGGCGUCUACGUGCGCGUGGCCGCGCAGAUCCUCUCCGUCAUGCUGCCGCUCGUCGUGCUCUUCAUCGACGGUAACCUCGGCUACUGGCACCGCACCCGCCACGUCGAGUUCUGGAACCAGAUGAAGCUGAUCGGCCAGAACGUUGGCAUCUUCGGCGCCGUGCUGAUCUUGGCCACCGACGGAUGAGGAGGAGGAGGAUGAGGAGGCGCCCAGGAGCACGUUCGGCAGCGUCUAACAGAGACGGACAUCCCGGGUCCUGCCAUAUAUUCUUUCCACCUGUAGACUUAACACAGGCGAUAGCACCAAUGAUCUGAUCUACCCAGUGGUGUAGUCUAAGAGACGUACGCAGUAUAUCCAUCCACUUAAAAAGUAUCGCCAUCUCAGUAUACCCUCUUAAAAUAGGCAAGGUUACGUAUUAACAUUUGGGGUUGAUCACAGUAUACCCACUACAGCAGACUAGACUACACCACUGAAUCUACCUGGCUGCUACUUAGGACGAGUCGGUCUGCUAAAUGGUUGGGUCAAAUACUUGGCAGAACUUUUACUUUCUGAACCCGGGAUGUCCACCUCUGGCGUUUAAGUAGAGGGAGGAAGACCUCCCGACCCCCCCAUCCUCACCCUCCUCCUCCCCCUCCUCCAGGUGAAGGGUGCUUGAACUCUGGGUCAGGACUGCGUCUCAGGCUCGAGGUCAGGUGGGAGAGAACUGAACCUGAUCAUGAACUCAUUGGAAAGAACUGUCUAGAGCUUGCCAGAGCACAAACAGGCUGAAGAACGUCUCUUCAGCUCACUCCUUUACACAUCUUGAAAUCUUUCAGAUGUGAAGCGUCCACAAAAAAAGAAGAAGAAAAAAAUGGUUCCAUCAGCUAUCUGUUCUUUAUAAUAUAUAAAACAUAUAUCAUCAUUGUAAUGUUUAAUGUUUACAUUUGCUUGAUUGUUUUUAUAAUUGUUUAUUUAUGAAUAAAUAAGUCUUGGUUUACUGUAAAGGCAGGUUACAUUGCUGUACUUUAGGGACGCCUUGUCUUGGUUGCAUGCAGCUCUGCCUUUUUGGUGUUGCAUCCAAGUACAACUCUGCAGGUCUGCAUUUUUGGUGUUGUGCAGCUCUUUGCAUUCCUUUUGCCACUGCUUUGAGAACAGGCAAUAAAAGAUUUAAUGCUUUUGUAUGAAA